Echinococcus granulosus is the source of this 1137-nucleotide messenger RNA. RefSeq names its product Caspase-2. The coding region runs from base 1 to 1137 and encodes 378 amino acids. The transcript has a single exon. Lineage: Eukaryota; Metazoa; Platyhelminthes; Cestoda; Cyclophyllidea; Taeniidae. The record is from RefSeq and is a predicted model, not a curated record. Gene Ontology annotation, biological process: regulation of apoptotic process; proteolysis. Gene Ontology annotation, molecular function: cysteine-type endopeptidase activity.
AUGAAUAGUGAACAACGGCAACGUCUGAGUCGGAUGCAGGUUGAUUUCGUGAAGGGACUGCGUGACAUCGAGGAGAUUACCGAUUACCUCCUUUGCCAUGAAAUUCUUUCGCGGACUCAGGCAGAGAAAAUCCUCUCCUCUGGUCCCAUAAUCGCUGAUCAAGUUCGAACCCUCCUCAAUGUUUUAGUCCGCUGUGGUCCCGAUGCCUAUGAUACUUUCGUAUCCGCCCUUUCCGAAACUAAUCAGUCGUCUCUCGCCGAAAAAAUGGCUAAUUUAAACACAAACCCUCCACCAGUACCUUCAGUUUUACCUUCAGCCAAGGUGGAAACUCAUGUUUCGGAGCAGCCCACGCAGUCGCUUGCUGCAUACCCCGUCAACUCUACUCCCCGCGGCCACAUCCUCCUAGUAAACAUUUCAAACUUCGAAGUGGGCUCAGGUCUCAGCAACCGAGUUGGUUCAUCAGAAGAUGUUGCCGCCUUAAAAUCCCUCUUUACCGACCUCGGAUACUACGUCGAAGUACUUCUAGAUCCCACCGCCACUGCCUUGGAGUCUAAUCUCAGCGCCUUUAUAAAAAGCCCCAGUCACUAUAACGUUGACACUGGUGGUCUCAUUGUAAUGUCCCACGGAGUGCAGGACUAUAUCUACACUGCUGAUGGAAAACUCUUUGCCAUUAAUGAUAUCCUCGAAGCCUUCACGAACAAAUCCUUCCCAGCCCUAGCUGGCAAACCCAAGUUUAUUCUUUUUCAAGCUUGUAGAGGGGAGGAGAAGGAUCGGGGAUAUAUAUACGAGCCAGAUAAUGCAAGUUUUGUUGCAUCCCCGUUGGAAAGCGUGGACGCUGGGGUACAUAAGACAUUGUGGAAGUGUCUGCCUUACAUGAGUGACUAUAUAAUCGCCUACUCCACCCUACCAGGCUUUGUGUCCUGGCGCUCGGAGAAGGCUGGAAGCUGGUUCAUCCAAAUUCUCGUCGAUGUGUUUCGCAAGUACGCUAGCUCCCUUCAUGUGCUCGACCUACUGACCGAAGUUAAUCGCCGUCUGGUGGAGGAGUCGCAGGAGCGCGAAUUUAAGCAGAUCACCCAGCAGUCGCACACUCUCACCCGACCCUUCUAUCUCGCUGGCACACAAUCUCAACCAAGGUGA